This is a messenger RNA of Fragaria vesca subsp. vesca, 1149 nucleotides long. RefSeq names its product tRNA (guanine(9)-N1)-methyltransferase-like. Gene Ontology annotation, cellular component: nucleus. Bases 18 to 1049 code for a protein of 343 amino acids. The transcript has 3 exons. NCBI's taxonomy places the organism in Eukaryota, Viridiplantae, Streptophyta, Magnoliopsida, Rosales, Rosaceae. The record is from RefSeq and is a predicted model, not a curated record. Gene Ontology annotation, molecular function: tRNA binding. Gene Ontology annotation, biological process: tRNA N1-guanine methylation.
AACCUGCAAAGCCAAAAAUGGAGGUCGUAGAAAAUGGGGAGAAAGCCACGGAAUGUCCAAACUGCUCGGCGGCGGCAGCAGCAGCAGCAGCCGGAGUACUAUCGAAGAGUGCCCAGAAGAAGCUGCUAAAGCAGCAGAGGUGGGAGGCGAAGAAGGCGGAGAAGAAAGCGCAGGAGAAAGAGCACAAGAAGAGAGAAGGAGAGCGGAAGCGAAAGGAAUGGGAGGAGACUCUUGCCAGCUUAACCGAAGAGGAAAGGUUGAAGAUGAUAGAGUCCAGGAAGAGCUUGAGAAAGGAGAGAAUGGACAAGAGGUCGGAAGAGCGAGACAGAAAAAACGAGCGGCUCAACAGAGCCAAAUUGUCUGGACAGAAGAUGGUGAUUGAUCUUGAGUUCUCUCACCUCAUGACUCCCUCGGAGAUCAACAGCCUCGUUCACCAGAUUAUGUAUUGUUAUGCGGAGAACGGGAGGAGUAGUGAGCCAUGUCAUCUGUGGUUGACUGGGUGCAAGGGAGAGAUGGGUACACAGCUGCGGAGGUUGCCCGGGUUUGAUAACUGGAGUGUUGAGAGGGAGGAUAGGUCCUACAUUGAAGCUUUGGAGGGUGAGAAGGAAAACCUGGUGUAUCUGACGGCUGAUUCGGAGAAUGUGGUGGAUGAGCUGGAUCGGAGCAAGAUAUAUAUUAUUGGGGGAUUGGUGGAUCGGAAUAGGUGGAAGGGGAUCACAAUGAAGAAAGCUGAGGAGCAGGGGAUACAGACUGCGAAGCUCCCAAUUGGGAAGUACUUGAACAUGUGCAGUUCCCAGGUCCUGACUGUGAAUCAAGUGGUUGAGAUUCUCCUCAAGUACUUGGAAACCAAAGACUGGAAGGCUUCCUUCUUCCAAGUGAUUCCGCAGCGAAAGCGAUUGCAAGCAGCUGAGGAUUCAUCAGAGGAACCUCAACAAGAGGAAGUAGAAGGAAAGGAAAAAAGUGAAGAGAAUGAUGGUGAUAAUCAAUAUGAAAGCAAAAAGCAGUGUGCAAAUGGCCCUCCUUCGAUGGAGCAAGUGCCUGCUGCCUGAUUGUAUCGACCAAUCUAGUUGUUGUGUCUUGUAUAAUUUUGAUUCAUUAAUCAUCAAAAUGGACCAGAGUAGCUUAAAGUGCAUAACAUCCACAUUGUUU